CCACAGCUCCCGAAGCCACGAAAUAAAGAACAAAGCAAAAACCCAGAAAGAACCCGAUAUGAUAAAUAGAAAUUCUCCUCCUUAGUUGUUCUUCUUCUUCUUUUCCUAGUUUCACUUCUGCUUCUUCUUCUUCUUCCUCUCGUGGGUUCCCUUCCUCAAGAACUGUUUGAUUUCAAUCUCUAACUAGCUAUUUAAUCUUCUGGGUUUAGUUUUCUUAGCUAACUUCUUUGAUCUUCAAUUCUUUCAGCUGAGAACAUUCAGGGCUUCCUCUCUGCCCAUUUAAAAUUUUAAUCUAUUGGUCUUCUUCUUUUCCUUCUUUGCAUGAUCCAUAACCAAUUCCAUCAUCUCCUUCUUUUCCUACUUUACCAGUAUUGGUUAUUUCUCUUGGUCAACUUCUCUCCUUCUCGUCUCUUCUUCAUCUGAUCUCAACUCUCAUACCACUGAAAGAGAAAAGAAAGAAGCUGGAACCCUCUUUAAUUAGGACAUCUUAAAUGUUAUUCUCUGAUUCUUCUUCUUCUUCCCUGGGGCUGUCUGUGAGUGAGUGAGUGUCUCCGUGUCAGGGGCACAGAAUUGGAUUUCGUGGGUUUUAAUUUCCUUCCGUCUGUACUUCCUUAGUUUGUCUCUGUUGUUAGAUUCGCAAGACUGGCGAACCAUUGGUGGACCGGACAAGUGCCGCUGCCGGGCGUCGAACCGGCAACUGGUUCACCUGGCAGUUUGAAGAAACGUGAACGAGACAUGGUGGAAAACGGUGGUGGAAGCAGCGGUUGCGGUGGAGGAGAAGAUGAUGAAGAGAGAGAGAACGGAGAACCCAAGGAAGGAGCUGUCGAGGUAGGAACUCGUCGUCCUAGAGGCCGACCACCUGGUUCAAAGAACAAACCCAAGCCCCCUAUCUUCGUCACUCGAGACAGCCCCAACGCUCUCCGAAGCCACGUUAUGGAGGUCGCAAGCGGUGCCGACGUAGCGGAGAGCGUAGCCCAGUUCGCCCGAAAAAGACAGAGAGGCGUUUGUGUGCUAAGCGGUAGCGGAGCUGUAGCCAACGUCACAUUGCGGCAACCAGCGGCGCCGGGAGCGGUGGUGGCACUUCACGGCCGUUUCGAGAUACUAUCCUUAACCGGUGCCUUCCUUCCUGGACCAGCGCCGCCUGGUUCGACCGGGCUGACAGUUUACUUAGCUGGCGGUCAAGGGCAGGUUGUGGGUGGUAGCGUAGUGGGGACGCUAGUUGCAGCGGGUCCGGUUAUGGUGAUUGCUGCCACGUUCUCAAAUGCUACGUAUGAAAGGUUACCAUUGGAAGAAGAUGAUGAUACUGGAAGUGCCGGGCAGGGUCAGCUCCCCGGCGGCGGUGCCGGAAACUCGCCACCAGCAAUUGGAAGUAGUGCCGGACAACCACAACAAGCGCUGCCCGAUCCCUCAUCCAUGCCCGUCUUCAAUCUGCCACCAAAUCUGCUCCCUAAUGGUGGGCAACAACUAGGUCAUGAUGCUUAUGCUUGGGCACAUGCUCGUCCACCUUUCUGAAUUGAUCAGAUCAAACUCACAUAGACACAAAGACUAGAGCAGACGGAGACAGGAGGAGAGGUGUUUGAAACCUCUUUAUUGACUCUUGAGAGGAGGAAGUAGAGAUGAUGCAGGAUUGCUUACUUGUAAAUCCUACUAUGCUGCUUUUAAUUUAGAUCUUCUUUAAUCCUU
This is a messenger RNA of Macadamia integrifolia, 1683 nucleotides long. RefSeq names its product AT-hook motif nuclear-localized protein 20. Bases 736 to 1512 code for a protein of 258 amino acids. The transcript has a single exon. Gene Ontology annotation, cellular component: nucleus. Gene Ontology annotation, molecular function: minor groove of adenine-thymine-rich DNA binding; DNA-binding transcription factor activity. NCBI's taxonomy places the organism in Eukaryota, Viridiplantae, Streptophyta, Magnoliopsida, Proteales, Proteaceae. The record is from RefSeq and is a predicted model, not a curated record.